AUGUUGUCCGACAGCCCCUCUGCGGCGGAAAAGCAGCCUCAUGAUGUGGUGGCCUCGGAUUCCGAUCAGGCCUCUAUUACGGAAAGUCCUGGGGUUAAGCGCAUUGAGGCCAUCUCAGUGCAAUUGGGCUUCAGCAGUCGGAUCGCUUUGUUCUGCGGCAUCUUCCUGGUGUCCUAUGUCUAUGGACUUGAUGGCAUGGUUCGAAACGUCUACCAGCCCUUUGCAACAUCGAGCUUCGGCUCUCACAGUCUGCUCUCAACGCUGGGUGUACUGACAUCUGUAAUUGGCGCGGCAGCACAGCCAACUGCUGCCAAAAUCGCAGAUGUGUUUGGUCGCGUGGAGUUGAUCUUGUUCUCCGUUUUCUUGUACACAAUUGGAACUGCUGUUCAAGCCGGCGCCAAUAAUAUGUCCACGUUCUGCGGCGGCGCAGUACUCUACCAGAUCGGCUACACCGGUAUCGUUCUGCUCGUCGAGGUCCUCAUUGGCGAUCUCACUUCCCUUCGCUCCCGACUGUUGUUCUCUUAUAUUCCGGCGAUGCCGUUCAUCAUAAACACAUGGGUCAGUGGUGAUAUAUCAGAUUCUGUAAUGGCUGUCACAAAUUGGAAAUGGGGAAUCGGCAUGUUUGCCAUUAUCUUCCCAGUCUGCACGAUCCCUCUUUUCGCCACGCUCUUAUAUGGCCACUGGAAAGCCAAAAGGAACAACCCAGAGACAUACCGCACCCCAUUUCAGAUCAUGGGCUGGCGCAAGUUUUGGGCGGAGCUGUUUUGGUACCUUGAUGUAGUUGGCAUUAUCCUGCUGAUUGCCUGCUGGGCUCUCAUCCUCGUCCCUUUUACCCUUGCCAGCGGUUCUUCCGAGCAGUGGAAAACGGCCAAGGUGCUCGCCCCUCUGAUUGUCGGCAUUUUUUGUGUUCCUGCGUGGGUGUAUUGGGAACGGACCUGCAAAUAUCCAAUGGUUCCCUUUAAGUUACUGAAAGACCGUGCCGUCUGGGGAGCCCUUGGAAUCGCAUUUAUGCUCAACCUAGCAUGGGGUAUCCAAGGACAAUACCUUAUCACUGUCCUGAUAGUCAGCUUCAAUGAAAGCACCCCAAGUGCGAGCCGCAUUUACAAUAUCUACAGUUUUACAUCAGUUAUCACCGGAAUUAUCUGCGGUGUUGUUGUGAUGUUUGUCAAACGACUGAAGCUAUUCAUCGUUGCAGGAACCUGUCUUUUCAUGGUCGCAUUUGGUCUUCUCAUUCAUUUCCGCGGCGGAGCCAACAGUUCCAGUCACUCAGGUAUAAUUGGAGCCCAAAUUCUCCUUGGUAUAGCCGGUGGACUGUUCCCCUACCCCGCUCAAGCCAGUAUCCAAGCUGCAAGCAAGCACGAACACUUGGCCGUCAUAACGGGUCUCUACCUCGCUACAUACAGAAUCGGUAGCGCGGUUGGCGAUGCUAUCUCCGGCGCUAUCUGGCGUCAGACACUCGAGAAACAACUCACGAGUCGUCUUGGCGAUGCCUCCCUGGCUGCCACUAUCUUUGCUUCACCCUUCGAGUGGGUUGCUGCAAACCCUGUGGGCACGCGGGAUCGUGAUGCGGUGAUUUUAGCCUAUCGGCAUACUCAGCGGUUGCUUUGUAUUGCGGGCAUUUGUCUGACUGUGCCGUUGAUUGCGUUCUCAUUGUGUAUCAGGGAUCCGAAGUUGACUAAGGAGCAGAGCUUGCCGGAUGCGGAGGAAGAUGUGAAAGAUGAGAGAGCUAAUUAA
Aspergillus tanneri is the source of this 1734-nucleotide messenger RNA. It is a transcript of the gene sit1, whose product is annotated as putative siderochrome-iron transporter Sit1. Gene Ontology annotation, molecular function: siderophore-iron transmembrane transporter activity. Gene Ontology annotation, biological process: intracellular iron ion homeostasis; transmembrane transport. Lineage: Eukaryota; Fungi; Ascomycota; Eurotiomycetes; Eurotiales; Aspergillaceae. Gene Ontology annotation, cellular component: endosome; vacuolar membrane. The record is from RefSeq and is a predicted model, not a curated record. The coding region runs from base 1 to 1734 and encodes 577 amino acids. The transcript is spliced from 12 exons.